This is a messenger RNA of Striga hermonthica, 1317 nucleotides long. NCBI's taxonomy places the organism in Eukaryota, Viridiplantae, Streptophyta, Magnoliopsida, Lamiales, Orobanchaceae. The record is from the annotation of a GenBank genome assembly.
AUGAAGAGGCUAGUAGUUUUGCUUUUGCUCCUGGUAUUGAGCAUUGAUGCUGAAUAUGAUGAGGUGUGCGAAUCUAGUUGGCCGUUGACCCCAAGGCCUCACAGUGUAUCGGUCACGGAAUUCGGUGCAGUUGGGGACGGAAAAACCUUGAACACGGUCGCGUUUCAAAAUGCGAUUUUUUACCUCAAGUCGUUCGCCGACAAAGGUGGAGCCCAGCUGUAUGUUCCCCCGGGAAAGUGGCUCACGGGAUGCAUUACGCUCACGAGCCGUCUAACGCUUUUCCUCGAGAAAGACGCCACUAUUCUCGGUUCUCAGGAUUAUAGUCACUGGGAUUUAGUGGAUCCCUUACCUUCAUAUGGCCGAGGACUCGAGUUACCUGGUCGAAGAUAUCGUAGCUUGAUCAGCGGACAAGAUUUAACUGAUGUUGUUAUCACAGGUUCAGUUUGGUGGGAACAAUUAAAUAAUCAUUCUUUAAAUUACAGCCGACCACAUCUAGUUGAACUCGUUGGGUCGAAUAACAUUGUUGUAUUAAACUUAACCUUCAUAAAUGCACCUGCUUGGAACAUACACCCCGUUUAUUGCAGUAAAUUUCUCGUUCAGAAUAUUACAGUUUUUUCUCCGCCCGACUCUCCAUACACUAGUGGUGUAGUUCCAGAUUCAUCCGAGCACGUUUGCAUCGAGAAUAGCAACAUCACCACCGACCACGAUGCAGUUGCCUUGAAGAGCGGUUGGGAUGAGUACGGAAUUUCGUACGGAAAACCAACUUCUCGAGUCCACAUUCGGAAGCUUAAUCUCCGCUCCUUUUCCGGCUCGGGAAUUGCCCUUGGAAAUGAGAUGUCCGGUGGCAUCUCGAGCAUCCUAAUCGAGCACCUCCACGUGCUCGACUCCUCUACCGGAGUCGAGCUCAAGACCACCAAGGGACGAGGAGGCUACAUCAGGGGUGUUUUUGUCCGAGACGUUUUCAUGAAAAACGUGCGGCAAGGGAUUAAGGUGAUGGGCCAAUGCGGGUCCCACCCAGACGAUAGCUUCGACCCUAAUGCUUUUCCGGUCGUGACCGAAAUCACGUUUAGUGGCUUGUUCGGCGUGAACAUUUCGACUUCAGGGGUAUUUUCGGGAAUAGAGGAAAUGCCUUUCACUUCGUUAUGCCUCUCGAACGUAUCAUUCAUUGGCGCCUCCUCAGCCGAGAAGUCGUGGGAGUGCUCGGAGGUGGAGGGGUCGUCUUAUAAUGUGUUUCCCGAGCCGUGUCCCGAGCUGGAAGGCUCGUUUUCCGAGUGUGCCAUUUUUUCUCGUGAAGAAAGUCGGGUCGCGGAUUCGUGA